UGGGAUAAUUUAGAACUUUGGGAUGUUGGUGGUGAGUGAGUGGGCGCGUGUGAGACCAUAAAAGAGGUGAGCAACAGGCCAUUUCCUCCAGAUCGCCGUCGUCAAAGACCAACCAACCUCCACCACCCCGAGACCGUAAGAGAACACAAAGCAUAAACCAAGCACAUACAUUUUUUAUCUUUCAAUAUUUCAAUCUAAAAAAUAUAUAAUUACGUUUCACUCUCAGAAAGAGUAAGAUAAUUUGCAAGUCAAGUGUCAAAUCAAGCCGUUAAUUGUUGAUUUGUAGUAUUGUGGCAAAAGUAUUCAUUUCCAACAAAGCAAUUCAGACAUAUCAGAAUCGCCCCCAAAAUCACAUUGGCAUAUGCACUCCUGGUAAAUUUUAGUUUACAUAGGAUCAGAUUUCGAGAUACAAGAGUAAUCUUAUACAUAAAUUGAAAAAAUAACAAAAUACACACACAGAGAAAUCUUCGUCAUUCCUCUCAAUCCAUUGCAUAACCGAAAUCUCGAUACAAAUUUUAAAUUCGAAACAAAUCUCCGUGUCUGAGCACUACGGAGAAAUAAAGAGGUUUUCGAAUUAAUAAUACCUAAAUUCUAUUUUCGCCUAAAUCACAAUUUCUCCUUCUGAAAAUAAUCAAGUGUCAAAAGCCCAACAUUUAUCCUCUCACUUUUCUUCCCUCUGUAUAACAAUAUCUGGAGCAAAAAUCGAUCCCUUUCUCAACAGAACAAGAGAGUAAGUUGAGACGAUGAUGAAGGGGAACGACAGCAUCGGUAUCGCAGUCUCCUUCCUGUCCCUGCUUCAUGCCUUGAUGGUACCCUUGGUCUUGGGUGCAGCAAUUGGGAGUGGGCCCCCUCACCACCAGCAACAUGUCGCCGUCGUAGACCACCAGACUCAAGUCCAACCCAGUUCUGUGGUGGAGGAGAUGCGAAUGGGGGUGGCUGUCGACCAAGUUGGUGGCGGCGCUCCUUUCCUGCAUCAUCCUACAACGCUGGGUGUUCGUCAUGUCCGCUCCGUGGACCAUCUGCAGCAGCAGCCGAACGAGGAGUCCCCAGAAGACAUGAACACCAACAACAACAUCAUUCAAUCAAAUUCGGAGAGCGAAGAAGAUGAGCCCGAAGCGGUCCAUAAAGCCCAAAAGUCAUUCGUCUCCACUCCUGACAUCCCGUUUCCAGUUUCCCAGCAGCAUAGAUUCCGUAUGCAAACUGCUCCUCGAGGACCUGCACUACACAAAUGGCUGUUCCGUGGGAUUGGUCAGUCCCCGUUUCCUCGAGGAUUGAGACGAGAUAGUCAUUUUAUUCGGUUUGGACGGAAUUCAAACAUGGAUUUUGAUAGCUUCAAUUUGGCCACGGCCAACAAUAAUGGCAACAAGAAGAACAAUUUCAUUCGAUUAGGUCGUGAAAAUCCGAGACGGAACAACUUUAUUCGACUCGGGAGGAGCGGUCUUUGGGCGAAUAAUGAAAGGUUUGGGUCAAAAAUCGGAUACUUUCCAGAUUAUUACUCACAGCUCUUUGGGGGAAAUCCAAACAUUUGGGACUUUGCUGCACAGCAACCAAUUCCCUUCGACCCCAGUGAUGUUUUGCAAGGCUGAGCAUUUCUCCACCACCACCACCGCCGCUGACGUUAUCUUAAACCACUGAAGGAACACCCACCGUAAACUCACCAACCCUUCAUUUCCUUCCUUUUCCUUCCCUACGGCACCAGAAAUAUCUAUCAAAAUAUAUGUACAUCAAGCAAAAAAACACAUGCGUACCUAGUACCUAUCUAUCUAUUUACCUCUGUCAAUUGUAUAAUACCACACUUAUUUAUGUCUAUAUAAAGCCUAUAUUCCGGAACAUGAUAGGAUUUUUAAUUUUAUUAUUAUGCAGUUAAAAUAAUCUAGUUGACAUAUAAUGUUCUUAUCUAUAGUGCUGAACACUCCAUCCUUCACUUGUCUCACCUUGCCUCAUCACACUACACAUAUUUAUCAUAGGAAGAACUUGCUUUCGUACAAUUCAGAGUUAGAAAAAGUUCGUAAAACAGAGACAGUUUUAAAUCCUGAAGUGGUCAAUAUCAAUUUUUCACCACAAAUAGCAUUUUGCACCGCUAACUUUUUCAACAAUUGCUUGACUCCACAUACCAAAUAAGUAAUUUGUUUCAUACACGUAGCAUGCAUGCAAUCAUUUUAAUUAAGGUUUUAAAAAGCACUUUAAACAUAAGCAAGAAGUUACUUCUUCCCUCAAAUUAUGUAAGUUGGAAUAAAAUACAGCUAAAUAAUUAUCCUGAAUACGUUACUAGUAUAUGUUGUACACGGCAUGACUGAUUUGCAUGGCUGUGUAUGUCGUAUAAUGUAUGUGAACCAUCAAAAACCCAAUUACUUUAUUUAAAACUUUGUUUAUUCAACUGCUAUUUAAGCCCAAUACUAGAGGAAACGAGAUGGCCUUUUUGCAGGGAUGUGGCUGGCAUUCACCUACAAAAUAUCCAUCGAAUUAGAAAAUUACUUAUGUAUGUAUGUAUGAAACUCUUCUGUAUUUUACUGUUGAAACUGUUGUUGUACGGUUAAUUGUAUAAUGUAUUCUUCCAGUGUCCAUGAAACAAACGAACAUGAACUAACUAUGUCAACUACAUGUAUGUACAUACAUGCAAUAUGUCGUAUCGUGUAAUAAUAGUGAUCACUGUGUAUCUAUAUGUGUACACCACUUUCUCAAUCAAAUGAACUAAAACUCUCAUGUUUUUUAUUCAUGGAUAAUGGAUCGGAUCUCGUCAACUUUCAUGUCGUUACUUCUUCUAGAGAACAGAACAGAACAUAGAACACAAGCGGAUGAAUAGAGAGAAAAUUGCUUACUUAUUGGGUUCCUUUUUCCAUCGUGUGAUUUUAUUAUUCAGAGAAACAGAUAUUAAAUGUUGUAAUACUGUCAAGUCAAAAUGAGAUUUAGUCAUAUUAAUAACAUUGAAUAUGAACAUUUCAAUAUAGUAAUUAGAAAACACUCGGAAGAGUUAAGUCUUAAAAAUACGGCAUUAGCUUACAACUUGAAAAAAUGUUAUUCUCUGUAGUAUAAUUGAUUAUUGGUAAAAUUAAAAUAAUUGUGAAAAAUGUAAAGCUAGUAAUUUAUUUGUUGAGGUGUUAAGUUUCGGUAGUCAUUGUGUAAAACUGUAGUGAUUAGAAGAUAUAUAAACAUGAUUAAUUAAUUAAAUUGUUAACUGACAUCAUAUAAAAAAUAUCCUAUAUCAUAGAAAAAACUAAAAGUUGCAUCGCUUGUUUAUUGGGAUGUCAUUAUGAUGCAUAUGAAUAAUAAGCAUAGUUAGUAGUGAAUAAAACUAUCUGAAAUAUGGUAGUAUUAUAUAGUUGAUUAUAUUCUUUUGAGUUUUUGUCUACAAUUCUUUAAUUGUAUUGAGUAAAAAUAUUAAUUUACUUCAAUCUUCAAUUACUUAUUUGUCAGCAAAAUUUGCAAUCUGAAACUUGUAAAAAUAUAAAAAUGGAAAUCAGAAAAAUGUAUUAACAUACAAGGAAUCUAUUAGCUAAAAAUUUUUCAGUUUAACAAAUUUUGUGAUUGGAAUAAAAUGUAAUUUUCCUAUUA
Molecule: messenger RNA, 3552 nt
Organism: Folsomia candida
Lineage: Eukaryota; Metazoa; Arthropoda; Collembola; Entomobryomorpha; Isotomidae
Exons: 2
Coding region: 744-1586 (280 amino acids)
Source: RefSeq, a predicted model, not a curated record